This is a messenger RNA of Diversispora eburnea, 926 nucleotides long. NCBI's taxonomy places the organism in Eukaryota, Fungi, Glomeromycota, Glomeromycetes, Diversisporales, Diversisporaceae. The record is from the annotation of a GenBank genome assembly.
UAAAUGAUGAUGUAAAAGAAAGGUUAGACAGAAUGGAACGAAUUAUCACACAACUAGUCGAUAGAUUUAAUAAAUUAGAGAAUUUCUUACAAGACAAACUCAAUCUUAACUCUGAAACUAAUCAAUAUCAUAGUGAUUACAAUGAACCUGAGGUUGAUUUGCAAAUGGAUUUUGAUGAACUGAACACACACAAUAUAGAAGGAAGCGAAGAAGUGAAAAAUAAAAAUGAAGAUAACUUUGGAAGAUUAAUACAAAUAGUAGAACAAGUAGGCCAACGUAUGAAUACACUUGAAUCUAGUAUAGCAGAAACAAAUUGCGGUGAAAGCAAGGGGCAAUGGUAUAAAGACAAUAAGGAUAAAUUUCGUAUCCACUGUUCGGGUAACGGAAAAGGAACUGGAGUAGCCUUAAUAAUUUCAAAAACACUGAAUAAGUACGUGUGUAAAAAAAGAGAAUAUGAGGGUAGAGCAAUUUGCGUAGAUCUAGUUCUUCCAAGAAAAAUGACAAUCUGCAUAAUGCAAAUUUAUUUACCAAGUAAAAAAAGUGACAAAGUUAAUGUAAUUAACUGGAUUAAAAUUCAAUUAAAUGAAGCUCAAAAGAAAAAGAAAAAAGUUAUCGUGAUGGGGGAUUUUAAUGCAGUACCAUCACCUGCAAUAGAUCGAAAUAACAAUAGUCACUCACAAUUUCCAGAAAGUGAAAUCUUCCCGCUGCUAAGUAGUCAUGAUCUAAUUGACUGCUAUAGAAUAAUGUUUCCAGAAAACACAGGGUAUACAUGGAAAAGAGAUAAUUCAAACGAGGAAAGUAGAAUUGACGCAAUUUGGAUAUCAUACAGAUGGUGUGAUAAAAUUACGUCCUGUUUUUUAGAUGACAUCAAAUUAAUAACAAGUAGUGACCAUAAACUUUUAGGUGUGAAAAUGUUGAAAAAGUAG